AUGCACAUCAAGCAAAUCAUCAUCCAAGGCUUCAAGUCGUACAAAGACCAGACUGUCAUUGAGCCCUUCUCGCCCGGCCACAAUGUCAUCGUCGGCCGCAAUGGAUCCGGAAAGAGCAACUUCUUCGCCGCCAUUCGAUUCGUCCUCAGCGACAAAUACACUCAAUUAGGUCGGGAAGACCGCCAGGGACUGCUCCACGAAGGCGCCGGGUCGGCGGUGAUGAGCGCAUACGUAGAAAUCAUCUUCGACAACAGCGAUGACCGUUUCCCCACCGGCACUCCCGAGGUCGUCCUUCGCCGCACCAUUGGACAGAAGAAAGACGAGUACAGUCUCAACCGUAAGAAUACGACCAAGCAGGAAGUGCUCAACAUUCUGGAGAGUGCAGGGUUCAGCAGGAGUAAUCCCUACUAUAUCGUGCCGCAAGGAAGAGUGACGGCCAUCACCAAUAUGAAGGAUCCUGAGCGUUUGUCUAUGCUCAAGACGGUCGCUGGUACCGAGGUGUAUGAAGGCAAGAGGACAGAGUCGAGAAAGAUCAUGGAAGAGACCAACUUCAAACGCGAGAAGAUUGAUGAUUUGCUGGAGACCAUCCGCGGACGUCUGUCUGAGCUGGAAGAGGAAAAGGAAGAGCUUCGCGAAUACCAAGAUAGGGACCGUGAACGCAAGUGCUUGGAGUACACUAUUCACCACCGYGAUCAGGAGCAGCUAGAGGGCCACCUUGAACGCAUCGAUGGCGAGCGCGAACAGGGCGCCGAGGAUAACGAUGAGCACCGCGAAGCUCUGAAGGAAGGCGAGAGGCAGCUGGAGGCAAUCGAUGUUCAAAUCACCGCACUGAGGCAACAAAUCAAACUGCUUGUCGAGGAAAAAGUGCAGUACAAGGAAGACCGGACGGAGACAUCUCGAGCACUCGCUCAGGCAGAGUCGGACGUUUCCAGCAUGGAAGACAACCAGUCAGCCGCCCAACAAGCCCAGACACAGCGAAACACUGAACUGAAAGAGGUUCAGAAUCUCAUCAAGCAGCGUGAGGCGGAGCUCGCUCAGCUGCUACCCAAGUUCAAGGCAAAGUCCGAGCAAGAAAAGGGUCUCAAGCAGCAAGUUCAGGACGCAGAAGCCACACGACAGCGACUACUAGCCAAGCAAGGCCGUCACACUCAAUUUCGCACGAAGAAGGAGCGAGAUGACUGGCUUCGGAGAGAGAUUGGUGAUUGUCACAACAGUCUCGCAACGCGCAAAGCAGUCGCGAUGCAAAUCAAGGAAGACAUCACUGAGCUUCAAGAGCAGAUCGAACAGCUUGAAGCUGAUAUCAAGGAUCUGCGACAUCGAAUGGAACAUCGUGGCGACGAGCAGCAGAACAUCUCCGGCGAGAUCCAGAAGACAAAAGAWGAGCAGGAACGCUUGAUGGAUCAGCGGAAAGAAUUGUGGCGUGAGGAGGCAAAGCUUGACUCCGUCAUCGCCAACGCCAGGCAGGAGCUCGACAAGGCCGAAAGACUGCUCGGCCAGAUGAUGGAUGCUAACACCUCCCGUGGUCUGGCUGCUGUGCAGCGUAUUGUUGAGCGAGAUGGUAUUCGGGGUGCCCACGGUCCGAUUGGCGAUCUUAUCGAGUGUAGAGACUCGUACAAGACUGCUGUUGAAGUUACCGCGGGAGCGUCCCUGUUCCACUACGUGGUGGACGACGACGAAAUCGCAGAGCAUCUCAUCAAAGCACUCCAAGCAGAGAAGAGUGGCCGUGUCACCUUUGUCCCGCUCAACCGCGUCAAGGCAAGGCAGAUCGAAAUGCCCAAAGCGAGCGAUGCGGUGCCUCUGCUCAGCAAGAUCAAGUUCGACGCAAUCUUCGAAAAGGCAAUGCAGCAAGUGUUUGGCAGGACUAUUGUCUGCCCCAACCUUCAGGUCGCAGCACAAUACGCUCGUAGUCAUUCUGUGAAUGCCAUCACACCAGAUGGUGAUCGCUCAGAUCAAAAGGGUGCCUUGACAGGUGGCUACCACGAUGCACGCAAUUCUCGUCUGGAUGGCAUGCUUCGUGCAAAAGCUGCGCGAAAGCAGUUUGAAKGCACCAAGGGACGGAAAGAUGAGAUCACCCGGGAACUGCAACAGAUCGAUCAAAGGGUCAACAAGGUGAAGACCGAGCUGCAAAAGCUUGAUAUCAAGCGCGAUCAGAUGAGCAGUGGCUACAUGCCAAUGCGGGAGGAGGUCAGAAGAAAGGAGACUGAGCUUAACACCCGACAGGACGAGGUUGCCGGCAAGCAAGUUAAUUAUGACAAUCUUGCGGCGUUGCUGAACGAUAUCAACAACCAACUAUCUGGCUUCGAAUCCGAGCUGGCAGCAGAUUUUAAGAAAGUACUCAGCGCACAGGAGGAACGUCAGCUGGAGCAAGUAGGAUCGGAACUGCCUGACCUCAAGAAGCAAUACACCGAGAUCAGCAACGAGCUUUCAGAGAUGAGCGGAGAAAAGCAGAUCGUCGAGGAUAUGCUCAAGAUCAACCUGCGACCGCGGCUUGAUCAAUUACGAUCUUCUGAUGAUGACAUGCCCACGGCUAGUGUUGGGAACAGCUCCCAAUUGAAGGAACGCAAAUCGGAUGCCAAGCGUGCUAGCAAGCGGCUGCAAAGCAUAGAWGCCAAGAUCAAGGAGAUUGAUGAAUCCAUCGAGAAAUCCCAGGCAGAGCUCGACGCAGCAGAAGCCAGUCGCGCAAACAAGCAAACCGAAGUCGCAAAGCUAGAGCAGUCCAUGCGCAAUCACCAGAAGAGUGUCGAGAAGGGCGCUCAGCGUCGUGCAGGAUACGCUUCACGUCUGCAGGAAGUACAGCUCCAGAUCCGUAACCUGGGCAUCAUCCCCGACGCUGCCUACACUGCAACAUACAAGAACAUGAACCCAACGACCGCCACCACAAAACUGCACAAAUGUCAAGAGGCUUUGAAGAAGUAUGGGCAUGUAAACAAGAAAGCCUUUGAACAGUACCAACAAUUCGAACGUCAGCGCGCGGAUCUUGAGCAACGUCGGAAGGAUCUCGAUGGCAGUGAUGCCAGUAUUCGAGAACUCAUCGACGUGCUUGACAUGCGAAAGGACGAAGCGAUUGAACGUACCUUCAAACAAGUCAGCAAGGCUUUCGCAGAAGUCUUCGUCAAACUCGUGCCUGCGGGCAAGGGAAGACUCAUCAUCCAGCGUCGCAGCGAUAGAGACGCCGCGGCAGCAAAGGGUGAUGACGAAAGCGAUGGAGACGAAGAUGCGGCUGCCCGGGCACGAUCCAGUGUGGAAAAUUACACCGGCGUUGGUAUCUCAGUCAGCUUCAACAGCAAACACGACGAACAGCAACGCAUCCAACAACUCUCCGGCGGACAAAAGAGUUUGUGUGCUUUGGCCCUCGUCUUUGCGAUCCAGAAGUCUGAUCCUGCACCUUUCUAUCUCUUCGAUGAGAUUGAUGCCAACCUCGACGCUCAAUACCGAACCGCCGUUGCGAAGCUGCUGGAGGAGAGCAGUCGGGAAGACCCAGUUACGGGCGAUCGAGCACAGUUUAUUUGCACGACGUUUAGACCCGAGAUGGUGCUUGUUGCGGAGAAGUGUUAUGGUGUUAGUUAUCUGCAAAAGGCGAGUACUUGUGAUGUUGUCAGCAGGACGCAGGCGUUGGAUUUCGUGGAGGGGCAGAUCAGUGGGAAGUAG
Molecule: messenger RNA, 3648 nt
Organism: Ramularia collo-cygni
Lineage: Eukaryota; Fungi; Ascomycota; Dothideomycetes; Mycosphaerellales; Mycosphaerellaceae
Product: probable structural maintenance of chromosome protein 3 (sister chromatid cohesion complex Cohesin, subunit SMC3)
Exons: 1
Coding region: 1-3648 (1215 amino acids)
Biological process (GO): mitotic sister chromatid cohesion
Cellular component (GO): chromosome
Molecular function (GO): protein binding; ATP hydrolysis activity; double-stranded DNA binding
Source: RefSeq, a predicted model, not a curated record